CUUUAACAAGCAGUUUCGUAAUCCCAACCCUUCUGUAUUAGCUCAGAGCGCAAAGCAAAACCCUAGAGAAAAUGUCGGGUGGAUUUUUCCGGGGAACGUCGGCCGAUCAGGAUACUCGAUUCUCGAACAAGCAGGCAAAGCUGCUCAAGUCUCAGAAAUUUCCGCCGGAAUUAGAUCACCUGGUGGACAUGACAAAAGUGAAGAUGGAUGUUAUGAAGCCGUGGAUAGCAAAGCGUGUAACUGAGCUAAUUGGUUUUGAAGAUGAAGUGCUUAUCAAUUUUAUUUAUGGUCUGUUGGAGGGAAAGGGAGUUAACGGAAAGCAGGUCCAGAUUACACUUACUGGAUUUAUGGAGAGAAAUACUGGGAAGUUUAUGAAGGAGCUCUGGUCGCUGCUUCUCAGUGCACAGCAAAACGUGAGUGGUGUUCCCCAACAAUUUCUAGAUGCAAAAGUAGAGGAAGCUGAGAAGAAGAAGGCCGAGAAAGAUGGUAUAGCUAAUGAAAUUCAACGGAAGAGGGAGAAGGAGAAGCUAGAAGCUGAGCAAGAGAAAAUGAAGAUGGGCGGCGAUGGUGCAAGGCAAAAAGAUAAAAAUACAGAGCUGGAGCUUAAUGUGAAAGAUGAUAUUGAAAGGUCCACCAUCAAUGUGGCAGAUGAGGAAGAACGUGACAAGAGAAACGACAGGAGAAGACUCAGCAGGGAUAUUCAGUCUCCAGAUUCUCCCAACCACUCCCCAUCUUUGCGUGGAAGGCGGAGGUCAAGAAGCAUAUCUGGAGCAUCAUCCCCAUUAAGAAGUCGCUCCAAUUCCUCGGACAGACAGUUGCGCUCAUCACCUGAACGUUCCGUUUCACCCCGCCGGAGGCGUGUUUCUCGGCGCUCUCGUUCACCACGACGUCGGUCACCAUAUUCCAAGCGACGAUCUUCACCUCGCUCACGACACAGAUCUCGUUCCCCUGUUCGAUACAGGGUUCGUUCUCCUCGCCAUUAUAGGUCGCGUUCGCCUUUGCAUCGUAGGUCAAGGACCCCUAUAAGGAGAUCAUCCAUGAGAUAUAGGUCUAGGAGUAGGACGCCCUUAGGGAGAAGGUCGCCAUUUGCUGGACGUCGUGGGUCCCGGUCUCCCAAGCAAGGUAGGUCAAACUCUCCUGUGAGAAGGUCUCCACCUUUUGGACGUAGGAGGUCGCCAUCACCUGCAAGAAGGCGGUAUCGGCGUUCUCCUUCAACUCCACAUCAGCAAUCUGUAUCUCCAGAUCGCCGUAGGUCCUCUUUGAGCAGGCGGAAAAUGUCUGUUACCCCUGACCGCGUAAGAUCUCCGCAAGAAUUGAGCUCCCCCUCAGAUACUCGCCGCAGUUCCCUUUCGCCGAUAAGGAGGGGUUAUUCUAAAAGGGAAAGUUCUCCGGUACAAUCUCGCGGAGAUAGAGCCAGAAGGCAUGAUAAACAUUCUCCUGCUCGGCAUGCUUCUCCCAAGGAAAGAAUUGAACACCCUGCUAAUGACCGUGAAGGUUCGAGGUUAGUGGAACACAAGCCUGUAGUUUCUCUGAGGUCACCACAGAGGGAUAUGAUGGAUCAGGAUGAUUUACGUGGAAAAGAGCAAGAAUUGUCUCCUUCAAUGCGGAAGUCCGCAUUAGCAGAUGCUUCUAGGGGCAGGAAUUAUAAUGAAGGACGAAGGCCGUCCAGUCCCCGUAGCAGGGAAAGAAUGGCUGAUCCUGAGAGUUCUAACGCUUUGAUGAAAGCUGCUGGGCCCAAACCUUAUCGUGAAAAUUCUGGAACAAAUACAGAUGAUGAGGGAAAAGUUUCUGUCAGGAUUGGAAAAAUUUCUUCAUCUUUGGGUCUUAAGGAUUCACAUUCAAGAAAGACUCAACAACCAACCAGUGACUCAAUACAUGACAAGACGCACCUUGAAGAACAUAAUGAUCGGAAAGAAAUUUCAACAGCUUCUAAAACCUCUGGUUUGGGUGUAAAAAGAAUGGAAUCUUAUGAUGAUGGUGCUAAACCUAAGGACAAGAAAGUAGCUGGGGCAUAUGAUACCAAGAAUGGUCAUUCACCACCAGAAAUGGAAGGUCGUAUAGAUAAACCAUCAAGGAAGUAUGAGCAGAAUGGCUCGUUUGAUUCUCCUACUAAGGAAGGUGACGAGUACAGAGCAAAGGUAAAAGAGAAGAGGAAGCACAAGAGGUCUCACAGGAAGGAGGUAGAAUCAGAUGAUUAUUCUAGCUCUGAUUCUUAUGAGGAGAGGAAGGAGGCAAAAAGAAGGAAAAAGGAAGAAAAGAAAUUGAAGAAAGAGGAGCGGCGUAGGCGUCGAGAGGAGAGACGCCGGAAAAGGGAUGGAGGCCGUUCAGAGAUAAAGGGAGAUGGUGCUGGUAGUUUGUCUUCUGAUCUUGCACGAGAUCAAUCUGAAGAUGAGAGCCUUAAAAGGAAAGGGUCACGGGUGAAACACUCUCAAGAAACAGAGCCUGAGCCAAAAAGGCUUGAGAUUGAGCUUCGUGAGAAGGCCAUUGAGAAUCUUCGAGCUCAUAAGGGCAUUGGAAAUUAAACCUUUUACUCUAGAAUUAAUUAGCUGCUAUUUAUUAUGUUAUACUGCUAUUGUUUUCUUCUUCUUUUUUUUGGUUGUCGUCCAAACCUUUCAUUUUCUGGAUUAAUGUACUUUUAAUAUCUGUUUAAUGUGAUUUGUCUUUACUGGUGGCAGCUCAAAUGGAUAAUGAGGAUUUCCUGAGCUUAUCAUGAGUGAAACUUAUGCUGACUUUCCUGCUAAAUUUUCUGAUAUGAGUAUUACCACCUAGGUGACUUGGUUGAGCAGAUCAACUGCCGCUACUUUUAGUUUGGACUGUUUAACAGCUUGAGGGUUGUUUCAAAGUAAUUUUGAUCCGGAGGUUAUAUAAGCAUUCCGUGAUGGCAUUGGAAUCAAAAUUAUUGGUGUAGUACUUAUAGCUAGUUAAACUUCCCUCAAUUUUUUUUUGGGUAAUCUUUCUUAUCUCUCAUUUGCUAAAUAACUGUUGUACAAUUCAACAUUUACGAGGUUGAGAAAUACUUUGGUUUUUUGAGGAGAUACUGUUCGAUGGGGCUUAUGACUCUCGAGGCACUUCGGUACAUUUGUGCUCCAUUUCAGUUGUAUCAGUUAGCACUCUUUUGGUUGAUUAUAGGCUUGUAUGAACUCACCCUGACUCCUAGUUUUAAGCCAUCAAAUGACUUGAGGAUUCCUAUGCAAUUUAUUGUUUCCUCUUUUUUGUACUUCUUUUAUGUGCUUGCGGUAGCUGUGGGGUAUGCACUUCUCUCUCUGCCUGCUUGGUUACUAUCAUUAAUAUUCAUUAUUAUUGUUAUUAUAAUUGAUUUGUUUUUCCUUAUGUGUGUUUAUUUUGUAAUUACUAGUCUUUUGCUUUGGCUGGGCAUGAGGGGUUUGUAUAUAGUGGUGUGGAAUGAUUUUAGCAUUGUGUUCUGGUGUUUUACUGGGUGGAUGCAACUGUAUGCUGGGCCUGGUUUACACUUGAUUGCAUGGUGAGUUUCUGAAAUUUUUUUUGAAGAUUAGUCUUAAUGAAAU
Molecule: messenger RNA, 3524 nt
Organism: Striga asiatica
Lineage: Eukaryota; Viridiplantae; Streptophyta; Magnoliopsida; Lamiales; Orobanchaceae
Source: the annotation of a GenBank genome assembly